UAUUAUUAGCUGGUCUUAAAUAAAUUAAGGAGGUGGGUUGGAGCUAUCAAAUGGCAGAAGCCCUGGAUUUUCGCUCUCCAUAUCUACUCUCUGUAACUCUUCUCCUCCUCCUUGUCGUGGCCAUCUUCUUCUCUCCCUUGAACCAACGACACCAUCUCUCUCUCAAUUUCUCUUCUUCUCCCACCUCCUCCUCCUCCCCGUCUAACUUCCAACACCAAACCACCCGCAAUUUCAACACCACAGCUUUGCAUGCUGUUGCACCUGCACCUGCACCUUCCCCAUCCCCAUCCCCAACAUCCCAGCCACCGCUCGAGCUACGCCGCCGCCAUGCGCCUUCCUCAACUUCCACCGCCUCCAAACUCAGUCACGCUACUACCAAAAAGAAGAAGAGCAAAACGGAGAGGAUUGAAGAGGAGUUGGGGAUAGCAAGAGCGAUAAUCCGCAAAGCUAUUCUCACAAAGAAUGUCACCUCCGACCGGAAGGAGAUUUACAUCCCCAGAGGAAGUGUCUACAGAAAUCCAUAUGCCUUUCAUCAGAGUCACGUAGAGAUGAUGAAGAGGUUCAAGAUAUGGAGUUACAAGGAAGGAGAUUUACCAAUGGUUCACAAUGGGCCCACCACAUACAUCUACUCCAUAGAAGGGCAGUUUAUAUUCGAGGUGGAAAGUGGGCCAAGCCCAUUUGUGGCCCAACAUCCUGAUGAGGCCCACGCAUUCUUCCUGCCAAUGAGUGUGUCCAAGAUUACCGACUUCCUAUACAGGCCUCACCAUGAGACAUUCUUCCAUCGGCUGGAUCGUACUUUUACAGACUACAUUUUUGUUGUAGCGGAUAAAUACCCCUACUGGAAUAGAAGUGGUGGGGCCGAUCAUUUCUUUGUCUCGUGCCAUGAUUGGGCACCAAUUAUCUCACGCGAUGACCCGAGACCCUAUAAGAAUCUCAUUAAGGUGUUAUGCAACGCAAACACCUCUGAAGGAUUCAAGCCUACCAGAGACGUCUCAUUGCCGGAAUAUAACCUAAAAGCCUUUGACCUUGGGCCGCCCCGUUUCGGAGAACCCCCAGAUAAGCGUCCACUCCUUGCCUUCUUUGCCGGUGCUGCUCAUGGAGACAUCAGGAGCAUUUUGUUUGAGCAUUGGAAGGAAAAAGAUGAUGAAGUUCGAGUUUACGAAAAGCUCCCUAAGGACCUGAACUACCACAAACUAAUGGGACAAACCAAGUUCUGCUUGUGCCCAAGUGGGUCUGAAGUAGCAAGUCCUAAAGUUGUGGAGGCAAUGUAUGCAGGGUGUGUCCCGGUGUUGAUUUCCGACUACUAUGCCGUACCAUUUGAUGAUGUUCUUGAUUGGAGUAAGUUUUCGAUACAAAUUCCGCCCAAGAGAAUAUCAGAAAUCAAGACAAUACUGAAAGUUGUUCCAUACUCAAAGUACUUGAAAUUGCAGAAGAGGGUGAUGCAAGUAAGAAGGCAUUUUGAGCUCAACCGACCAGCUAAGCCCUACGACGUAUUUCACAUGGUGCUCCACUCGGUGUGGCUUAAAAGGCUCAACAUUCGGUUACCAAAUCGGUUUUGAGCAUCUCGGCAUCUUGUAAAGUUUAUGAUCAAUUUUUUUUUUAGCGUGAGACAAAACUCACUAUAUAUGCUGGAUUCAUUACUAAGUACAGAAUCUUCAAAUAUAUACGAUAUUUUAUUAAACUCAC
This is a messenger RNA of Malus domestica (apple), 1686 nucleotides long. Its product is annotated as probable glycosyltransferase At5g20260. Lineage: Eukaryota; Viridiplantae; Streptophyta; Magnoliopsida; Rosales; Rosaceae. The record is from RefSeq and is a predicted model, not a curated record. Gene Ontology annotation, molecular function: glycosyltransferase activity.